This is a messenger RNA of Stegodyphus dumicola, 997 nucleotides long. It is a transcript of the gene AIMP2, whose product is annotated as aaRS-interacting multifunctional protein 2. Lineage: Eukaryota; Metazoa; Arthropoda; Arachnida; Araneae; Eresidae. Gene Ontology annotation, cellular component: aminoacyl-tRNA synthetase multienzyme complex. The record is from RefSeq and is a predicted model, not a curated record.
AAAAGUACAUAAGAUUUAGUAACGUCGGUAUUCGGAAAGGGAAUCUUGCAGAAGUUUUUUAGAAUUUCUUUCCCACAGUUAGCAUGGCACUUAGUGUGAAUGGGCCGAUGAAAAUGUAUAAAAUUAGUCCUUUGUAUGAUUAUUGUCCUGAUAUAACGCUUCCAACUACAAUGUAUAAAAUGAGAAAUGUGUAUGAGGAUACAGUUACAAUAAAUUCUAAUGACCAGGACGAUGUUAAAUUACUUGCCUUGGAGAAACAUCAACUCAACAUUAUACAGAAACUUGAAAAUUUAAAGGAUAAAGUGCUUCAAAUGAAAAAAGAACUAGGUGUUGAGAAUGAGAAGCAUUUGGAAAAAUUUCAAGAUAUAGUCAUAAAAGCCAAUCCAGAGUAUCCACCACUCAGUAUAUGGGUGUUUUACAAUUUGCUGUCAAAAUCAUUGCCAGUACGACUUGUUACGUAUGUUCAUUCAUCAUUAGCUUCAAUUCCAGGAAAUAUUCAACAUCUUCCUAACAAUGCCAAUUCAGAUCAUGUUAAAGUGUCUUUAACAGUUAUAUGGCGAGAUGGUGGAAAAGAUCAUGAAAUGAUGAUUGAUCCUAUUCAUCAGGGCAUCAUUGAGGGAGAAGUAAAUAUUGCCAGGUAUAUCUCUAGGCUGCUUUCUUUCAAUUAUGAACAUGAUCCUGUGGUAUCCACUCAGAUUGACAACUGGCUGGAAAUCGCACAUUCAUCAUUAAUCCAUGGCAACAAUAAAGAUAGACAAGGAGCACUACGUUCUCUGAAUUCCCAUCUGGGGAAAUCUAAUUUUCUGGUUGGGGACAGUAUAUCUCUUGCUGACAUUAUUACAUGGAGUGCUAUUAUUCAGACAAAUUUGUUUCAGAGUUUGCCAGCAAAUGUUACAAAAUGGUUUAAAUCCCUUUUAAGUGCUGAUAUAUUCAGUUCAUGUGAAAAGCUUAUUGACAUGCAACUUUAAACAUUUAAUUAAAAAUAUAUAGAAUUUUA